AUGUGGACGCCGUUGCUCUCGGCCGGCCUGGUGGUCUCGGUGACCUGGUGCUCCUUGAGAUGCAUCUCAGCGCGAAAGAAUGUAUCCUACCUUCCGGGCAUGAUAUCGGUCGUUGCGCCUACGUGUGCGCUUGGCGGGCUCCUCCCUAAGACCUUUUGGGACCCAAGAAUCGAUUGGCACUGGAAGUGGAGGUAUACCAGUACUAAAAAUGCGGCGCUCGCAGACUACAAGUACUACAAAUCGCAAACGAUCUUUUGCAUCUCGCUCGUCUCGGGGCCGACGCACGUACACCUCGUCUCUGCAUGUCGCAAAGCAGAUCCUGAGCGGGAAGCCGGAGGUGUGCAAACCAUACGAGACGAACGCCGUGCUGAGGUGGGCUUCUGCUCACGUGCGCUCUGGGGCGGUAAUAUUGUGUCAUCGGAGCACGAGGUUGACAAACGCCACAGGAGGAUUGCAGGACCCGCGUUCACGGGAUCCACAUAUGCCCUGGUCGUGGAAGAGACCUGCAAAGUUACCACGAGAUGGUCGAAGGCGAACAAUGGGCCAAGACCAAGUACAGACGUUCGCGCCAUCGACCAUGUAACCGGGAAGUUUGCUCUGGGAAUUAUAUCCCGCUGCGGGUUCGGCCUCCCGUUCCCAUGGUCAGACCCUUCUUCCUCAGAAGGCGGCGGAAGUGAUGGAGAAAAGCUUGCCACUCCCCGGUGGGUCUUGUCCCUCCCACUCAAUAAACUUCGAAGUAUUGAGGAGGCGUUCGUGCGGUCGUUCAUAGCAACUAAGAAGGCGGAGCUGGGAGCGCUCGCGGGGUACCAGAAGCCGAAGCAGGAUUUACUCAUGCGCUUGAUGGCGGCGAGCGAGGCGGAGGGGAAAAAUGGGCUGAGUGACCAGGAGCUGCUACGCUUGGCGCUGCUAUCGGUUUCCCAAGACGAGCAAGACAAAGCUGGCAAGCACAUUAUGGACGUGCUCGGCCCAGAUCGCGACCCGGUUGGACGGGGUCCUGGCGUAUUUCGCGGAAGCCUGGCGCAUGGUCAAAACGUCUCCGCCGUUGUAUUCCGCACCGGCAGCGUUCACUACGCGGGACAGAUAGAGACGGUCGUGCUGUCCAUGCCGGAGGAGGAUGGCGGGGGCGAUCUCGCCAUCGGCCCCGGCGUGCGGCUCGUCGUCGAUUUCGUCGGUUGGCUGUGCUUCUUGGCUUUGUUCUUGCGUGACUGGAGGGUGGAUCCGGUGCUGAGGGAGGAGACGGCGGAGGCGUGGAGGGGUUCACGGGACUGGCAUUUAGGGUCAGUGAGGUGCCCCUACGGAUUACCAGGAGGGGGAAGGUGCAAGUUCGAGAAGGACCGGGGAAACGAUUGGCCAAAGGCCGAUGAGGCGAAGAUUUCAAGGAUUGACAACGAUGGCGAGCCUAGAUCAAAUCCAGUAACUCAGGAUCGGCUCUCCAGAGAGACCGAUGAAAUUUCGAAGAUGAUCGCGCAAAUGUGGUCCGUAGGAUGA
Gloeophyllum trabeum ATCC 11539 is the source of this 1488-nucleotide messenger RNA. RefSeq lists its product as uncharacterized. Bases 1 to 1488 code for a protein of 495 amino acids. The record is from RefSeq and is a predicted model, not a curated record. NCBI's taxonomy places the organism in Eukaryota, Fungi, Basidiomycota, Agaricomycetes, Gloeophyllales, Gloeophyllaceae. Gene Ontology annotation, molecular function: monooxygenase activity; oxidoreductase activity, acting on paired donors, with incorporation or reduction of molecular oxygen; heme binding. The transcript has 15 exons.